Messenger RNA from Gossypium arboreum, 852 nucleotides. Its product is annotated as cell differentiation protein rcd1-like. The record is from RefSeq and is a predicted model, not a curated record. The transcript is spliced from 6 exons. Lineage: Eukaryota; Viridiplantae; Streptophyta; Magnoliopsida; Malvales; Malvaceae. Gene Ontology annotation, cellular component: CCR4-NOT core complex; P-body; CCR4-NOT complex. Gene Ontology annotation, biological process: mRNA catabolic process; negative regulation of translation. The coding region runs from base 130 to 678 and encodes 182 amino acids.
UGUGCGGCUCAUACUAAUAAAUGCAGUAUCUGAAAUUUUAUUGCUAGACAUACAAGAAGAUAUCACCUGGAGUUUCAAUAUUUCUGUAACAUAUUUUCCAAUCUCUUCUCUCAUCUCUCAUCGGAGAAAAUGAUUUCAGGUGCGACUGCUCCAGUCACUUCCAACCCUCCUGCUAGAGUCAGAUAUUUGAUUCAAAGGCUUGCUUCUGAAGAAACUCGAGACCAAUCACUUGAUGUUCUUUGCAAGAAUAGACUGGCUUAUGGCAAUUUGGCAGUGCUGUUAUGGAAUUCUUUUGGUACUAUGCGUGUCCUUUUGAAGAUAAUAACUUCAGCUUACCGUCCACUGUUAUCCGACGGCCUUACUGAAAGAGCUGUAACACAAGUUUGCAAUGCUAUAGCCCUUUUCCAGUCUGUAGCUUCUCACCCUAAUACAAGGAUUCUAUUUAUCAGAGCUACAAUGCCAGUGUAUCUUUAUCCCUUCUUGAACACCAUGAAUAAUGAAAGGAGCUAUGAAUGUCUAAGGAUUACCAGCUUAGGUGUGAUAGGGUCCCUAGCAAAGGUACAGGAUCCAGAAGUGAUAGAGUACUUGCUUUCAACUCAAAUAUUUCCCAGUUGCCUACGCUGCAUGGAGGUUGGCAAAACAUUGUCAAGAACAGUGAGUCACUGCACUUUCUUCUAAUAUACAAACCUAUAAAUGUUUCACUUGUUUCUUCACUUUUUUGUUUUUUCUUUUUAUGUUCGUACUCAUGUCAUCAAUGUUAACAACAAUGGAUAUGAACUAAAACCAACAUGACUAGUGACUUGAGGUUAUACUUAAAAAAAGACAUUAUUUUAUUGGAAAGUUACAAUUUUG